This is a messenger RNA of Eruca vesicaria subsp. sativa (arugula), 1234 nucleotides long. The record is from the annotation of a GenBank genome assembly. Lineage: Eukaryota; Viridiplantae; Streptophyta; Magnoliopsida; Brassicales; Brassicaceae.
AUGGCUGUUGCCUCUUCUUCUUUUUCUUCUUCUUCUUCUUGUUCUUCUUCUUCUGCUGUGAGGCCCACCUCAAAGGGGCCUCAAGUGUUCAUCAACUUCUGGGGACCAAAUGUGAGCAACAGAUUCGUCGCCUUUCUCUUGCCUAUCUUGAAGGAUGCGAAUAUAAACGUCUUCGUAGACAAGGAUGAAGUGGUUGGUACAAACAUGGAUAACCUUUUGUUGAGGAUCGAAGAGUCGAGGGUCGCGGUAGUGAUCUUCUCUAAGGCUUACACAAGAUCAGAAUGGUGCUUGGAUGAGCUGGCCAUGAUUCGGGACUGCAAGGAUCGAGGCAGUCUCAGUGUGUUUCCCAUCUUCUACAAACUUGCACCUUCAGCGGUGCAAGAACUUAGAGGGAAAUUUGGUGACACUUUCAGGGCUCUGAAGCGGAGUUUUGUACAUGAGCCAGAAAGGACUUGCAAAUGGGAGGAGGCUUUAAAGUCUAUAUCUAAAAUAAAUGGCAUGUCCUUGGCAAAAAAGAGUGACAACAACGAAAGACAGUUCAUAGACUCAAUGGUUUUCGAGAUUCAGAGAUUGCUUUCGCAUAUCGCCGUGAGGAGAAACCCAAUAAUCCCAUCUAAUCUCCUUGGAGGAUUUUUGGUCCCUGCAAGAAGACUUGACAUUACUCACUCUGAUAAUCCUGAAAAAUGGAUGUGGAGUUCUAUCUACGACAGAACAUACAAAGCAGACAUUGAAAUUGUCACGAUGAUUAACACUCACACCAGAAAAUUGACACCGGGGACAAAGUACGAGGUAGUGUUUCUUGUGAGCCUAAAUGACAAAGCUUUGGGAUGGAAGAAACAGGUGGCUCUAAAUAUGAAGGUCAUGCACAAUGGAAUCGAGAAGGAGCACGAUAAGGCAUUAUACUUGGAUGAGUACACAGGAGAACAUUGGGUGGAUAUUCAUGUCGGAGAAUUUGAGGCAACACCGACAAAAGAGGACGCAAAGAUCUUUUUCUCGAUGCAUCAGUAUGUGGACACUAGGGGUGGGCACGGAUCGGAUAUCCGGGUUUUUUAAGGUAUUUGUGAUUUGCUUCGAAUGUUACGGAUAUCUAAUUUUGGUAUUUGCUUUGCUUCGAAAAAGUACGGAUAUCCGGAAAAACGGAUAUCCGGAAAAUAAAUAGAUAUUUGCGGAUAUUUACGAAUAUUUACGGAUAUCUCAUCCAUUUUGAUUAAUACAAAUAAUCUUAAGAUUUUGA